GAUUCUCCUGGAGAUGUCUCUGGGUCAGCUCUUACGACGUGCAUCCUCCAAGGCCUCUGACCUCCUGACCUUCAAUCAGUCGAGUGGCUCCUUGAGGCUUCUUGAUGGUGAAAUUAUUUACUCAAAAAAUAAUGUUUGCGUCCAUGCUCCAGAGGUCCUGCGAGGUCUCGGAGAACACCAUCCAGGGUAUUUAUGCAUGCACUUGGAAAAGGAUGAAUUUCUGGGUACAACACUCAUUCUCACCUGGAUCCCAAACACCAGGAUCCAACGGCAAGAUGAAGAAGCAUUACGUUACAUCACUCCAGAAAGUUCUCCCGUGCGAAAGGUACAUCGCAGGAGAGGACGACACUCACAAGCAUCUGCGGCUCGCCGAUCUGCGAGCACCCAGGAGCAAAAACAAGCAUUGGCCCCACCAGAAGAUGAUGAGAUAAUGACUGUAUCGCAGAGCAUGACCGAGUCCAUGCAUAUCGGCUCACCGGGGUUAGAGCAGAGCGAAUUGCAGCAUUCCCUCACUUUGGAGAUCUCCCACAGUGUACUGCAGCAAGCCCAAAGCAACUCAGGAAUUUCCUCAACCAUAACUUGUCAAGAUGACCAAAAUGAUCUAGAAGCUUCUGCGGAAGGUCAGGAAGAAGUCAGCUCCAAAAGGGAGCAGGGGGAAGAUGAGGCAUCAUGCGAUCUAACCACUGACGAUGUCAGCAGGGACAGCACCAUUGGAUCAGAUUCCGAUACCUUCUCCUCCCCGCUGUGUCUCUCUCCAAUUGGGGAUCCUCUGGGAGAAAGUAGCAGAUCUGUAUUUCUCGAUGCUGAAAGCAGGGAGAUGUGUGAAGAGCAAAUGGCCCAUUUAGCAAGCUCUGUCUCAGAACACACCUCAGAUAUAGAAUAUGGGCUGCAAUUUUCUGUAACUUCCACACAGCUGCAUAACACAAAAUGGGAAGAACAGCAAAAAGUGUUGGCACUUGAGCACCUCUACGGUGUUUUCAGAGUUGAUCUGGGUCAAAUGCGAUCGCUCCGCCUUUUCUUCAGCGACGAAGCAUGUACAUGCGGACAGCUGGUCAUCGCUAGCCGGGAAAGUCAAUACAAAGUUUUCCACUUUCACCACGGUGGACUUGAUAAACUUGGUGAGGUCUUUCAGCAGUGGAAAUGCUGUACAGAGACCCAUCACAAAGACCAGGUGUCUGAUGUAAAGGCUUGCAUGCAAUUCUCAAUAAAACGCCCAAACCUGCCUUCGUCAGAGACCCACCCAGAGGAGAACAUGUAUAAACGACUGGAUGUCACUACAUGGUUGAAUCACCUCAAUGAAGCUGGACAAGUGGAAGAGGAAUAUAAACUCUGCAAGGCAAUCUUUUUUGGCGGUAUUGAUCCAACGAUUCGUGGCGAAGUCUGGCCAUUCCUGUUGCAGUUCUACAUCUGUGAAUCCACGUCAGAGGAAAGGGAGGCUUUGAGGAUUCAGAAACGCAGAGAAUAUGAGGAAGUUCAGCAGAAAAGGUUGUCGAUGACUCCUGAGGAACAUGAAGACUUUUGGCGAAAAGUUCAGUUUACAGUUGAUAAAGAUGUGGUUCGAACCGAUCGAUCCAAUCAAUUCUUCAAAGGAGAGAACAACCCCAACGUGGAAACUAUGAGGAGAAUCUUACUAAACUACGCAGUUUAUAGCCCUGAGAUAGGAUAUUCCCAGGGGAUGUCUGAUUUGGUGGCUCCAAUACUCUCAGAGGUCAGGGAUGAAUCGGACACAUUUUGGUGCUUUGUUGGAUUGAUGCAGAAUACGAUUUUCAUCAGCUCUCCGCGGGAUGAUGACAUGGAAAGACAACUGCUGUACCUGAGGGAGCUGCUGAGAUUGAUGCACGCCCGUUUCUACCAGCACUUGGUAUCCUUGGGCGAGGAUGGGCUACAGAUGUUGUUCUGCCAUCGCUGGAUUCUCCUUUGCUUCAAACGAGAAUUUCCUGAAGCAGAAGCACUUCGAAUUUGGGAGGCAUGUUGGGCUCAUUACCAGACUGACUACUUCCACCUGUUUGUUUGUGUGGCCAUUGUUGUGAUUUAUGGGGAUGACGUGAUCGAACAGCAGCUAGCAACUGACCAGAUGCUGCUUCAUUUCAGCAACUUAGCCAUGCACAUGAGUGGGGAGAUUGUCCUAAGGAAGGCUCGGAGCCUUUUGUACCAGUUCCGCCUCCUGCCCAGAAUCCCCUGUAGCUUGCAUGAUCUCUGUAAGCUGUGUGGGACCGGAAUGUGGGACAGUGGAUACAUGCCAGCCGUAGAGUGCACGUUAAAUCACCCGGAUUUAGAGAGUUGCCCAUGUGGAGGGACGUCUGCAACCCCUUCUCCACGAUCAGCACAUGAAGGCAAAAGAGGGGCAAAAGAUGUUUUCACUUUUCUGAGAUAGUCUCUCUCUCUCUCGUCGAUUUUUACUGUGUAAACUUUCAAAGAACAAUUUGCUAGUGGGUUUGCUUGAUAUCAGGCAAUUUACCCACCUUUUGCAGAUGCAUUAUGUAGCCAUUCGAAAUUUAGUAAUCAUGAGCUAGUGCAAACCGUUCUCCCUUUAACCAGAGUAUCUUUACCGUAAGUUGAAGUAAAAAAGAACAACCGAGUGGCUAAAGAACUGAAAUUUAAAAGUAUUUGGCCUACACCAGGUCAGUCAGGAUCUGAAGGAGAAAAGUUGGUUAAUGUUUUGGGCAUGAACCUUAAUAAGCAUCAUGAGAACUUAGAUGAUGAGUUUGCUUGGCAUCCUCAUUAUAGAAUAGAGCAAGGUAGGAAGGAUUUUAAGAAUGAUUAUAUAUGCCAAGAGGUAGCUGAUGCAUCAUUAAAAGAUUGCAAAACAGGUUAGGAAGCAAAGAAAAUCCACUUCC
Callorhinchus milii (elephant shark) is the source of this 2837-nucleotide messenger RNA. It is a transcript of the gene tbc1d16, whose product is annotated as TBC1 domain family, member 16. Gene Ontology annotation, cellular component: early endosome. The transcript has 11 exons. NCBI's taxonomy places the organism in Eukaryota, Metazoa, Chordata, Chondrichthyes, Chimaeriformes, Callorhinchidae. The record is from RefSeq and is a predicted model, not a curated record. Bases 14 to 2374 code for a protein of 786 amino acids. Gene Ontology annotation, molecular function: GTPase activator activity. Gene Ontology annotation, biological process: activation of GTPase activity.